Molecule: messenger RNA, 1377 nt
Organism: Armigeres subalbatus
Lineage: Eukaryota; Metazoa; Arthropoda; Insecta; Diptera; Culicidae
Exons: 7
Coding region: 11-1333 (440 amino acids)
Source: RefSeq, a predicted model, not a curated record
AACAUUUUCUAUGCUUGACAACAACGAUUUUACACGACUAAAAUUAACGACGAGAAUGGUGAAAACCAUACAAAAAUAUCAAAAACUGGUAGAAAAUGAUUUUAUUGUUGAGGAGCUGGAAGAGCAAUGUGAAAAUGAGAUUGCCGAAGAAGAGGAUGCGACAUGUGACAAACCAACUGUUAAAAAUACGGAACCCCAGGCGCAGCACACAAUAUCUCUAGAGAAGGAAAUCAACGUUGGCCUUUUAUUCUCAAUGACACAGAAUGGACGAGAAAAUUUAAUGCACGAAAUUUUGGCAGCAGGCAACAAACCCAACGACAAAAUGAUCACAAACAUAACGCAUAUUAUUUGCGAUUAUUUAAAGUCUACAUACGGAGUGCGACCAUCCACAUUCUACAAGGAAAUGCUAGCACGAUCAUUGGUCAACACUUAUCCGGUUUUGGCAUCAACUGUAUCAGACAUUCCUCACGCGCUUUGGUUCCACAAAAACGGCCGUGGCGAAGGUAGACACGCCGGAAAAAUUCAUUAUAGAAUGGAGAACCUAGCUAAACAAUCGGACAGCCGUGUGUUUUUCCGACAGCGUGAAACGGAUCAAGUACCACAGACUUCGACGAUGAAAGAUAUAAUGCAGGUCGCACCGAAUUUCGAUGAACUGGUGAAUGAAUUACGAUUUAUUGUGCCCACAGAGCAAGAGAAAGGCAGGAUUCGACAGCUGUGGCAGCAAACAUUAAUUCAACGAAACAAUGCUCGGGACGAAGGUACCUUUCUACAGUACUUGCAAGAAUUUCCAGUGGCAUUAGCUUUCGGUGGAGAAUUACUUUCGCUUGAUUUCGAGGUACUGAAGCCCAAUGCCUGCUUAUUUGAAGAUGGCUGGAACUCUAUCCUUCCAAAAAUUUUGGCAGAGUUCGAAGACGUCCACAUGUUCAUCAAAAACGAUGUUAUCAAAGCUCUGGCCGUGAUCCACGACAAAAAUCCGAGCAGAGGAGCUAAACGUCCACGAGAGGAAAGUAAUGCGCGCAACUCAAACCCGUUGCAUGGAAUUCUCAAAUGGAUUGAUCCUGACUUAGAAAUGCCGAUGACAGAUGUUCCUCUGAUUUUUAUUACCGAGAAAUUUCCCGAAAUUGGGGAGUGCUACGUUGCUUGGAAAGAUAUUUCCAUUCCAGUUGGCAAGAAUGUGCUGGCCGCAUUCAUUCUACUGUGUCAGUCAUUCACAGUUUUUAACGUAAAAUGCUGUCCCUCCGAUAAGAUUUUCUAUUCAUUUUUUAACGCAUACUGUUUCAAAGUGGAACCGCUCAGUACCACUAGCAACAAGUUUUUAAAUAAGUUGAUUUAAGCUUUUUUCACGCGAAAUGUUGAACUAAUCAAAAGAAACAUGAA